GUGUUUGCUGUGCUUGAUCGCAAGCUGCUGGAAAGUUGUGACUUUCACUUUCCCUUUUGAAUUCCUGGUUAUAUCUUGGGGGCUGGAGGACCUGUCUGGUUGUUAUAGAGAUGCGUAGCUGGAGGUGAGAUCCACACAGCUCAGAACAGCUGGAUCUUGCUCAGUCUCUGUCAGGGGAAGAUUACUUGGAGGAGGCCCCGCAGCGACAUGGAGGGAGCUGCUUUGCUGAGAGUCUUUGUCCUCUGCAUCUGGAUGCAGCAAAACCAUCCAGGCUGGACAGUGGCUGGACAGUUCCAAGAAAAGAAACUCUUCACUGAAGAAGUCAUCAAAUACUUCCAGAAGAAAGUUAGCCCAGUGCAUCUGAAAAUCCUGCUGACUAGCAAUGAAGCCUGGAAGACAUUCGUGCGUGUGGCUGAAUUGCCCAGAGAUGAGGCAGAUGCUCUCUAUGAAGCUCUGAAGAAUCUUACACCAUAUGUGGCUAUCGAGGACAAAGACAUGCAGCAAAAAGACCAGCAGUUUAGGGAGUGGUUUUUGAAACAGUUUCCUCAAAUCAGAUGGAAGAUUCAGGAGUCCAUAGAAAGGCUUCGUGUCAUUGCAAAUGAGAUUGAAGAGGUCCACAGAGGCUGCGUCAUCGCCAAAGUGGUGUCUGGCUCCACUGGCAUCCUGUCUGUCAUUGGCGUUGUGUUGGCACCAUUUACAGCAGGGCUGAGCCUGAGCAUUACAGCAGCUGGGGUAGGGCUGGGAAUAGCAUCUGCUACAGCUGGGAUCGCCUCCGGCAUUGUGGAGAACACAUACACAAGGUCAGCAGAACUCAAAGCCAGCAGGCUGACUGCAACCAGCACUGACCAAUUGGAGGCACUAAGGGACAUUAUGCGUGACAUCACACCCAGUGUGCUUUCUUUUGCACUUGAUUUUGACGAAGCCACAAAAAUGAUUGCGAAUGAUGUCCGUACACUCAGGACUAAAGCCACUGUUGGACGCCCUUUGAUUGCUUCGUGAUACGUACCUAUAAAUAUUGUUGAGACACUGAGAACACCCGGAGCCCCCACCCGGAUAGUGAGAAAAGUAGCCCAGAACCUGGGCAAGGCCACUUCAGGUAUCCUCGUUGUGCUGGAUGUAGUCAACCUUGUGCAAGACUCACUGGACUUGCACAAGGGGGCAAAAUCCAAGUCUGCUGAGUCGCUGAGGCAGUGGGCUCAGGAGCUGGAGGAGAAUCUAAAUGAGCUCACCCAUAUCCAUCAGAGUCUAAAAGCACGCUAGGCCCAAUUGUUGCGGGAAGUCAGGGACCCCAAACAGAGGGACCGGCUGAAGCCAUGGCAGAAGAACGUGGAUUGUAAAGGAUUCAUGGACAUUUAUUAGUUCCCCAAAUUAAUACUUUUAUAGUUUCCUAUGCCUGU
Molecule: messenger RNA, 1397 nt
Organism: Pongo pygmaeus (Bornean orangutan)
Lineage: Eukaryota; Metazoa; Chordata; Mammalia; Primates; Hominidae
Product: apolipoprotein L4
Exons: 5
Biological process (GO): lipoprotein metabolic process; lipid transport
Cellular component (GO): extracellular region; membrane
Molecular function (GO): lipid binding
Source: RefSeq, a predicted model, not a curated record